This is a messenger RNA of Dermochelys coriacea (leatherback sea turtle), 2772 nucleotides long. It is a transcript of the gene XPNPEP1, whose product is annotated as X-prolyl aminopeptidase 1. The record is from RefSeq and is a predicted model, not a curated record. Lineage: Eukaryota; Metazoa; Chordata; Testudines; Dermochelyidae. The coding region runs from base 450 to 2321 and encodes 623 amino acids. The transcript is spliced from 22 exons. Gene Ontology annotation, molecular function: metalloaminopeptidase activity.
GUUACUGGAGCGAGCGCCCGGGAGCCCGCCGGGCUGCGGCGGACGCCAGCCGCGGGCAGCAGCCGCCGCGGCUCGGGUGACGUCACCGGCAGACGCCAGCCCCUCCCCCUUCGCCCCGGCCCGGGCUGCGCACGUGGGCCUGGGACGUCAAUUUUGCAGGGCAGCCUCCGGGAAGCGGCGACCGGCUCAGGCAACGCUGAGCUUGUUAAGGAAGAGCAAAGGGCCAACUGGUAUUUGUUCCAUCAAAGGCAAGAGGAAUCAGAACUGGAGGGGAAAGCUACAGAGAGCAGACAGGCAGAAGAACAGCUCACAAGGACCACAUGUGGCUUGUCCCCAUUGGUUAGGAGAGGAAGGAUGAUCACGUGAUUAAGAUGUUGGAGUGAGUUCAGAAGUUCUUGGGUCAAGUCCUGACUCAGCCACAGACUUCCUGUGUGACCUCUGGUAGGAAUAUGAGUCCCAAGAUUACUACAGAGCUGCUCAGGCAGCUGCGACAGGUGAUGAAGACCUCCAAGUAUGUCACAGAGCCCAUCCAAGCCUAUAUCGUGCCAUCUGGAGAUGCACACCAGAGUGAGUACAUCGCGCCCUGUGAUUGCAGACGGGCAUUCAUCUCUGGAUUUGAUGGCUCUGCAGGUACUGCCAUUAUAACCGAGCAGAAAGCAGCUAUGUGGACGGAUGGACGCUACUUCCUGCAGGCUGCACAGCAAAUGGAUAGCAACUGGACGCUCAUGAAAAUGGGUCUGAAGGAUACACCAACUCAGGAGGACUGGCUAGUGAGUGUGCUCCCAGAGGGCUCGAAAGUUGGAGUGGACCCUUUCAUUAUUCCAGCUGAUCAAUGGAAGAGGAUGUCUAAAGCUCUGAAAAGUGCCGGCCAUGUUCUCGUGCCAGUCAAAGAGAACUUGAUCGAUGCAAUCUGGGUAGAUCGCCCCCAGCGACCCUGCAAACCUCUAAUGACCCUGGACCUGAGUUACACAGGGAUUGGCUGGAAAGAGAAGAUUGCAGCUCUGCGUGCAAAAAUGGUUGAGAGAAAAGUCCUCUGGUUUGUGGUUACAGCCCUGGAUGAAGUAGCUUGGCUGUUGAACCUCCGAGGCUCAGACGUUGAAUACAAUCCAGUAUUUUUUGCUUACGCUGUCAUAGGAACCGACACAAUCAGGCUGUUUAUCAGUGGCGACCGCAUGGCAGACCCGUCCACGAGGGAACAUCUGCUGCUUGAUUCUGCCCUAGAGGCUGAGUUUAAAAUCCAGGUGGUGCCGUAUGAAUCUGUCCUGACGGAGCUGCAGGCCAUCUGUGUGGGUCUCUCCCCCAAGGAGAAAGUAUGGCUCAGUGACAAAGCCAGCUAUGCCCUGACGGAGGCCGUCCCCAAGGCUCACCGCUACCUCACCCCGUAUACGCCCAUAUGCAUCGCGAAAGCCGUGAAGAACACAGCCGAAGCAGAAGGCAUGAGACGAGCACAUAUUAAAGAUGCUGUCGCUCUGUGUGAGUUCUUUAAUUGGCUAGAGAAAGAGGUUAUGAAGGGAUCUGUUACUGAAAUAUCAGCUGCGGACAAAGCAGAGGAGUUUCGCAGCCAACAGAACGGUUUUGUCGACUUGAGCUUUGCUACGAUUUCGAGCACGGGUCCAAACGGCGCCAUCAUUCACUACAAGCCGGUUCCUGAGACCAACAGGGCUUUGUCUGGGAAUGAGAUCUACCUCCUGGAUUCUGGCGCUCAGUACAAGGAUGGUACGACGGAUGUGACUCGGACAAUGCAUUUCGGCACCCCGUCGGCUUACGAAAAGGAAUGCUUCACCUACGUCCUGAAAGGUCAUAUCGCUGUGAGUGCAGCCGUCUUCCCUAACGGAACCAAAGGUCACCUUCUGGAUUCCUUUGCCCGCUCUGCAUUGUGGGACUGUGGUUUGGAUUAUCUUCAUGGCACAGGACAUGGAGUUGGGUGUUUCCUGAAUGUGCACGAGGGUCCAUGUGGCAUCAGCUACAAAACCUUUGCUGAUGAACCCCUGGAAGCCGGCAUGAUCGUUUCUGAUGAGCCUGGGUAUUAUGAAGAUGAGUCUUUUGGGAUCCGCAUAGAAAAUGUGGUACUCGUGAUCCCUGCCAAAACCAAGUACAACUUCAGUAACAGAGGGAGCCUGACUUUUGAGCCACUAACCCUGGUUCCGAUCCAGACUAAAAUGAUCAGUGUCCCUUUACUGACACAAAAAGAGUGCGACUGGGUGAACGAUUACCACCGGAAAUGCAGGGAGGUGAUUGGGGCAGAACUGAAGAGCCAAGGACGAUAUGAGGCUCUCCAAUGGCUCAUCAGGGAGACGGAGCCCAUCACAAAAAUGCAUUAAAACCAACUUUUUUUAAAAAUAACUUUUUACAUGGUGACAGUUAGAAUCAUUCAACCUUAAAAUCCUCUAUUCCCUCACCCCUCGUUUUGAAAAAUGAAUGUGGAUUGAGGAAGAGCCUUUGAGAACCAUUUGGAAAUAGGGGAGGGAAGGGGGCUUUUUGUUUAGCUUUUGUUUUCCUUUGUGGGGGGACAGGAGCAUUCUGUCUGUGAACAAGUUUUCUGAUAAUGAGCAAAUCUCAAAAGUGAAGUCUUCUGCUUUUGCAAUCUGGGCCUUGCUGAAACAAUCAUUCGAGGAGACAAUAACUGGAAUGUUUUAUACAUUUUGAUUUAUCACUGUGAAAACCCAGUGGUUUUACAUUCUUGGGUUCCAGUUGCCUAUACACUGCUGAUGUUAACUGUUAUACUGAUGAGCCUGUAUUUCUGAUCAGCUAAUAAAAGCUUCAGAGCCCUGA